Messenger RNA from Erinaceus europaeus (western European hedgehog), 1808 nucleotides. It is a transcript of the gene BCAT2, whose product is annotated as branched chain amino acid transaminase 2. NCBI's taxonomy places the organism in Eukaryota, Metazoa, Chordata, Mammalia, Eulipotyphla, Erinaceidae. The transcript is spliced from 10 exons. The coding region runs from base 131 to 1387 and encodes 418 amino acids. The record is from RefSeq and is a predicted model, not a curated record. Gene Ontology annotation, cellular component: mitochondrion. Gene Ontology annotation, molecular function: branched-chain-amino-acid:2-oxoglutarate transaminase activity. Gene Ontology annotation, biological process: L-leucine biosynthetic process; L-valine biosynthetic process.
UGCGCCGUUCCGUGGGCGCGCCGGGCCUGGGUGCGGGGCCUCCCGCGGGAGGGGGCGUGCGCGGGGCGGGGCCGGAACGUCGGUCUCCGGGGCUGCGCGCGGGCCGGCGCAGUUACCCGCCGCGCAGACCAUGGCCGCGGCCGCGCUGGGGCAGAUCUGGGCACGGAAACUUCUCCCGGUCCCUUGGCUUCGGUGUGUACCCCAGAGAUAUGCAUCCUCCAGCUUCAAGGCUGCAGACUUGCAGCUGGAAUUGACGAAGGAGCCUCGCAGGAAGCCCAGCCCCACGGAGCCCCUGGUGUUUGGGAAGACGUUCACCGACCACAUGCUGAUGGUGGAGUGGAGCUCCGAGAAGGGCUGGGGCCCGCCCCGCAUCCAGCCCUUCCAGAACCUCACGCUGCACCCAGCCUGCUCCGCACUCCACUACUCCCUGCAGCUCUUCGAGGGCAUGAAGGCCUACAAAGGCGGUGACCAGCAGGUGCGGCUCUUCCGGCCCUGGCUCAACAUGGAGCGCAUGCUGCGCUCUGCCCGGCGCCUCUGUCUGCCGAGCUUCGACAAGGCCGAGCUGCUCGAGUGCAUCCGCCGGCUGGUGGAGGUGGACAAGGACUGGGUCCCGGGCAGCGCGGGCACCAGCCUCUACGUGCGGCCUGUGCUCAUCGGGAACGAGGUGGGCCGGGUGUUGCGGGGGCGGGGAGGGGGCUCUGACUCGGGGGGUCCUGACACCCCCUCCUGCCCACGGCAGGCCUCGCUGGGGGUGACCCAGUCCUCCAGAGCCCUCCUGUACGUCAUCCUCUGCCCAGUGGGCUCCUACUUCCAGGGAGACGCCGUGAGCCCCGUCUCCCUGCUGGCCGACCCCACCUUCAUCCGGGCCUGGGUGGGUGGGGUCGGUGACUGCAAGCUGGGGGGGAAUUACGGGCCCACCGUGUUUGUGCAGCAGGAGGCAAAAAACAAGGGCUGUGAGCAGGUGCUCUGGCUGUACGGGCCUGACCAGCAACUCACCGAGGUCGGCACCAUGAAUAUCUUCAUCUACUGGACCCACGAGGAUGGGGUGCUGGAGUUGGUCACCCCCCCGCUGGACGGUGUCAUCCUGCCUGGCGUGGUCAGACAGAGCCUGCUGGACCUGGCGCAGGCCUGGGGUGAGUUCCGGGUGGUGGAGCGUAAGAUCCGCAUGCCGGAGCUGAUGCGGGCGCUGGCCGAGGGGCGCGUGCGGGAGGUCUUCGGCUCAGGCACUGCCUGCCAGGUCUGCCCCGUGAACCAAAUCUUGUAUCAGGGCCAGAAGUUGGAUAUUCCCACUAUGGAGAACGGUCCCGAGCUCAUCCUCCGCUUCUACAAGGAGCUGAAGGCCAUCCAGUAUGGAACCAAAACCCACGACUGGAUGUUCCAGGUGUGAUGCUGUGAGGGGCACCCCCGCCUGGCUGCAGCCCCUCCUCAAGGCCGGGCCCCUGCUCCCCACAAGUGACUACCUGAAGUGCAAUAUGAAGGCUGGGGGCAAGACGCCUGGGUCUCUGCACCCUACGUGGCCGCCACACUCUCAAAGCCAUAAGGGCAGGACCCAGGCGUCUUGGCCCCUCCGCCAUUCUCUCAGGCCUGGGGCAUCGGGAUCCCCGCAGCUCCAUUCUAUGGGGUGCAAGGUCACACCUUGGCCCCCAGCUCCACCUCUCCAUUUUCGGGCCUGGUCUCACAUUGGUGCCGUUGAUGUGUUUGUAUGUGUGUGUGUGUGUGUGUGUGUGUGUGUGUGUGUGCGCGCACAUGCGUGUGCUAGCUCUCUCAUCUUGCUGCAAUUUUGAAAUAAAAUGCCAAAGAACAAGGCA